Molecule: messenger RNA, 2554 nt
Organism: Acanthochromis polyacanthus (spiny chromis)
Lineage: Eukaryota; Metazoa; Chordata; Actinopteri; Pomacentridae
Product: UDP-glucuronosyltransferase 2A2-like
Exons: 3
Coding region: 343-1923 (526 amino acids)
Molecular function (GO): UDP-glycosyltransferase activity
Source: RefSeq, a predicted model, not a curated record
UACCACAUGACUGUAUACCACGUCGCUACGCCCCGCACACACACACGCACAUGCAGUUCAGUGCUGAAGUUACGGAGCAGCAGUGCACAGGCGGAGUAAAGGGUCAUAACGUUUGUGUGCGUCAUUGAACAUAAACCACACACCAAAUAUUCUUUAGAUAUUCAGCCUAUACAUCCUCCUGCAAGUUUGUAUGUUGCCUGCUGAAUCUCCAAGGAAAGCCUUUCAUCUGCAACCGGCGUAUUCCUUGCUCCUCAUCUCUGAAGUGGCCGCAAGUGGUGUUCUGGCCGACACACCUGACAUGAACCAAAUAUAACUCCAGAACUAGCCCUGACACACACUGAGAUGAGGCUGAUCUAUUGCUGCACUGCUUUGCUGCUGCUCAUCCUUCUGCCCACAACCUGUCAAAGUGGCAACAUCUUGGUCUUUCCUGUCGAAGGCAGUCACUGGAUAAAUAUGGAUAUUCUCCUUCAAGCUCUGCACUCCAGAGGACACAAUCUAACUAUCAUUCGUGGCGACAAAAGCUGGUACAUCAAGGAAAACUCCACUUAUUACAGUGCCUACACAGUCUCAGUAGAUAAUAACAUAAAUAAGGAGUUCAUCCUUAGAGUGGUUUCUGAGAUCAUAGACUUUGAACGAGGAGCUCAUCCCUUGAUGAGUUUUCUUGGUUCAACUGUGGGCAUGUUAGGCACAUUUUUGGAAGGUCAUGAAGGUGUGCGUAAAUUAGUAACAACGAUGCUUGAUGACAAAGAGUUGAUGAGGAAGCUGAAUGACACCAAGUUUGACCUGGUCCUCAGUGACCCCUGGUGGGGAGGUGGACCCAUUUUGGCCAAAUAUUUGAACCUUCCUUUGGUUUAUAAUGCUCGCUGGCUGUUUGGUGGUGAAGGUCAUUUUGCCAUUGCUCCGUCACCCACAUCCUAUGUUCCGUUAACAGGAUCUGUCUGCACUGAUAAGAUGACCUUUUUUCAGAGAGUUAAAAACAUGAUUGUACAUAUAUUAACCCAAACACAAAAACAUCUGGUCAAUCAGAUAUAUCAGAAAAUAUGUGACAAAUAUCUUGGACCCAAUAAUGAUUUUAACCAGUUAUUGAUUGAUGCAGACAUUUGGCUGAUGAGAGUGGACUUUGUGUUUGAAUUCCCUCGUCCCACAAUGCCUAAUGUUGUGUACAUGGGAGGAUUCCAGUGUAAACCUGCAAAACCUCUGCCUCAACAUUUAGAGGAGUUUGUGCAGAGUUCUGGAGAGCAUGGAGUCAUCAUCAUGUCUCUGGGGACUUUUGUGAAUGAACUACCUGCUGACAUGGCAAAUGAGAUCGCUGCAGCUUUUGCUAAACUUCCUCAGAAAGUCAUCUGGAGGUAUAAAGGCCGCAGACCAGACACUCUGGGCAACAACACUUUGAUAGUGGACUGGAUGCCUCAGAAUGACCUUCUCGGACAUCCUAAAGUAAAAGUGUUUGUGGCUCAUGGAGGAACAAACGGAGUCCAAGAAGCUAUUUAUCAUGGAGUCCCAGUUGUGGGUCUCCCAGUGUUUUUUGACCAAUAUGACAACCUGCUUCGACUAGAAGACAGAGGAGCAGCUAAGAUUCUUACAUUAUCUACAGUGGACAAGGACAACAACUUCCUAAAAGCUAUCCAAGAGGUCCUGAAUGAACCCUCCUACAGGAUGAACAUGCAGAGACUGUCCAGGUUGCACAGAGAUCAGCCAAUAACACCGAUGGAUAACGCCCUUUUCUGGAUCGAGUUUGUCAUGAGACACAAAGGUGCAGCUCACCUGAAACCAGCAUCACUCAGAAUGUCCUGGUAUUCCUACCACUCUGUAGACGUAGCUCUGUUCCUGGGUGGAGCUGUGCUGCUCAUGCUUCUAUCUACUUUCUUCUUUAUUAGGUGUUUGUGUAAUGCAAUGUGUAAAUCUAAAGUGAAACGUGAGUAAUGAAUGAAAAGAUAUAUGGUACGUUCUGUACAACAGAUGUAUUUUGAAAAUAAAAUCCCUGGAUCAAUUUUUCCAGAGAUGACAAGAUUUGAGAGUUGAUGCAACAUAUCUACAGUCACUAAGCAAUGUCAUGAUUUAUAUAAAAAUAUUUUACAAGUUGUCUCUCCAGAAAGAUCCCAGGCCCAGGCCGGGAUGUGAACUGGGGAUGUUCUAGCUAUGGGGCAACAGUGCAACCACGGAUUCACUGUGCAUCGAAUAUUCUAGUAAAUUAUUUGGAUGAACUAAAUGGAUGCACUGGCCAUCUUCAUAACCAACACUGCACAAAUAAAACAACUGGACUUAAUGUUAAGGUAGGAAUUGCAUAUCCUGCUGUGGAUAUUAAUAAGUCCUGUGCAGUUCUGUGUGUUUGUGUUUACAUCAGGUGCAGCAUCUUCAUUUUGAGAAGUCAAUAUAAUAAAGGAGGUCAUUGUAAUCAGUUCUACAUCGGUCUGUGAAGUGUACCGUUUUUGAUUCUUUCUGCAAUUUUUUUCAAACUAAUUUUUGUAAAACAUUUCAGAAGAUGACAUUCGACAAUAAUGUAACAAGGAAUUGUCAGCUGUAAAAACAACAAUAAAUCUGAACUGCUUCUUUA